Molecule: messenger RNA, 2120 nt
Organism: Pundamilia nyererei
Lineage: Eukaryota; Metazoa; Chordata; Actinopteri; Cichliformes; Cichlidae
Product: gastrula zinc finger protein XlCGF26.1-like
Exons: 2
Coding region: 16-1326 (436 amino acids)
Biological process (GO): regulation of transcription by RNA polymerase II
Cellular component (GO): nucleus
Molecular function (GO): DNA-binding transcription factor activity, RNA polymerase II-specific
Source: RefSeq, a predicted model, not a curated record
GAGGAGGAGAGUCUGAUGGAGGAGCAGCUCAGCCACUGCAGUGAGAAACAUCUGUUCUUCAUAAAAGGCAAAAGAAGGAAAAGCAAGCCAAAACCUCUGCACACCGAUGACCUAAAAAUAACCCACCCAAGGCCAACAAGUACAGAUAAACCAGUUGUGAUCCCUGUGGAAAAGACUUUUACUACUAUGAAGCAAGCCAGAAGACACCAGCGCACCGAUAGUGGGGACAGAAGCUUUAGAUGUGAUCGUUGUGGAAAGUCUUUUACUCAUAAUAGCAGCUUAAAAAGACAUCAGCUCAUCCAUGCUGAAGUUAAACCCUUUAGCUGUGAUCGGUGUGGAAAGUCUUUUUCUCAGCAUCACAGUUUAAAAAAACAUCAGCUCAUCCACACUGGAUUUAAACCAUUCAGCUGUGAACAGUGUGGAAAGUCUUUCACUUCCAAAAGUAACUUAAAAGGACAUCAGGUCAUCCACACUGGAGUUAAACCAUUCAGCUGCGACCAGUGUGGAAAGUCUUUCACUUCCAAAAGUAACUUAACAGCACAUCAGCUCAUCCACACUGGAUUUAAACCAUUCAGCUGUGAACAGUGUGGGAAGGCUUUUACUCAGGAUGGAAGCUUAAAAAAACAUCAGCUUAUCCACUCUGGUGUUAAACCAUUUAGCUGUAAUCAGUGUGGAAAGGCUUUUACUCACAAAAGGAACUUUAAAGAACAUCAGUUUAUCCAUGCUGGGGUUAAACCGUUCAGCUGUGAUCAGUGUGGAAAGUCUUUUACUCGCAAAAGUCACUUAAAAGGACAUCAGCUCCUCCAUGCUGGAGUUAAACCUUUUAGGUGUGAUCAGUGUGGAAACUGUUUUACUCACAAAAGUCACUUAAAAGAACAUCAGCUUAUCCAUGCUGGAGUAAAACCUUUUAGGUGUGAUCAGUGUGGAAACUGUUUUACUCACAAAAGUCACUUGAAACAACAUCAGCUCAUCCAUGCUGGAAUUAAACCAUUCAGCUGCAAUCAGUGUGGAAAGGCUUUUAAUCGCAAUAGUCACUUAAAACAACAUCUGCUCAUCCAUGCUGGAGUUAAAGCAUUCACCUGUGAUCAGUGUGGAAAGUCUUUUACUCAUAGAAGUCACUUAAAAGAUCAUCAGCUAAUCCAUGCUGGAGUUAAAUCAUUUGUCUGUGGCCAGUGUGGAAAGUCUUUUACUCAUAUUAGUAAUUUAAGAAAACAUCAACUCAUCCACACUGGAGUUAAAUCUUUUGUCUGUGGCCAGUGUGGAAAAUCUUUUACUCAUAUUAGUAAUUUAAGAAAACAUCAACUCAUCCACACUGGAGUCAAAUAAUUGUUUUGUGAUCACUGUGGAGGCUUUUACUUAUAUAGACACAUUUAAAAAGCACCAGAUCAUUCACACUGGAAUUAAAGCAUUUGUGGUCAGUGUGGAAAGUCUAGUUUAAUCAUCUAAAAAAAUAAAGAUAUCAACCAUCUUAAAAUUAAAACACUGAAACGUGAAUGGGGUGGAAAGUUUUAUAUCCAUAACACAAACUUGUUCAACUGACAAAGUGUCCCUCAAUGUACCUGCACAUGUGAUGUGACAAUAAAAGUGAUUUGAUUUGAUUUGAUUUGAUCUGUAACAAAACUGGCAGACCGUCGUGACAGUACUCUGACAGAGUUCUUUUGGACAGAGUGAGAAACACAGCUGAUCUGAACAAAUCUUCUGUAUGCCUGGUCAAACUUAAAAACUUGAUCAGGCCUGACAGAAUUCAGCUUUAAUCUCCUGUUCAAUGCUACUGCGAGAAAGUCCGUUAUAUCAGUUAAGACCUUCUACAUGCUCUCUGGUGAAAGCGAGUGUGGAUAAACUUUGACAGCAUUGAGCAAGCUAAGUAUUAGAAAGACUUAGGACUAGGUAAAAUGAGCAAGUAAAUGGAAAGAGAUUCACAGAUGUGAUGUUUGCUUUGAGGGUUUGAUGGAGACUGUCAGAUCUUCACUAUGUCUUUGUGGAUCUGGUGGUGCAGGACAUGAAAACAGACUGGUGAAAUGUGUGGUAACAGAUUGAUUGAAGGUGGGGGUGGGAUUACAUCAAUUCUGAGCCCCUUCUUGCUUCCAGUUGUGAUGGACAGGCUGACAUGCAAGAUAAGU